This is a messenger RNA of Lachancea meyersii CBS 8951, 1596 nucleotides long. Lineage: Eukaryota; Fungi; Ascomycota; Saccharomycetes; Saccharomycetales; Saccharomycetaceae. The record is from the annotation of a GenBank genome assembly.
AUGGAUUCUGAGUGGAAAGCGGCUCUGAACAUCCCGAAAAAAGACACAAGGCCGCAAACGGACGAUGUUUUGGGCACAAAGGGCAACACGUUCGAGGAUUUCUUUUUGAAGCGCGAGCUGUUAAUGGGCAUCUUCGAGGCCGGGUUCGAAAAACCAUCGCCCAUCCAGGAAGAAGCCAUCCCGAUCGCAGUGGCCGGAAGAGACGUUUUGGCGCGUGCCAAGAACGGGACCGGGAAGACCGCGGCUUUCGUAAUUCCCACGCUGGAACGCGUCAAGCCCAAGCUCAACAAGAUCCAGGCCCUAAUCAUGGUGCCCACGCGUGAACUGGCGCUGCAAACGUCGCAGGUGGUGAGAACACUGGGGAAACACUGCGGAAUCUCGUGCAUGGUGACCACAGGAGGCACCAACCUUCGGGACGAUAUCAUGCGGCUCAACGACAACGUGCACGUCCUGGUGGGCACACCGGGCCGUGUGCUAGAUCUGGCGUCGCGUAAAGUGGCCGAUUUGAGCGAGUGCCCGCUUUUUGUCAUGGAUGAGGCCGACAAAAUGCUGUCACGCGACUUCAAAACCAUUAUCGAGCAAAUCUUGACGUUUUUGCCUGCCCAGCACCAGUCUCUGCUGUUCAGUGCCACGUUCCCGCUCACAGUGAAAGAGUUUAUGGUAAAGCACCUGCACAAACCUUAUGAAAUCAACCUUAUGGACGAAUUGACCUUAAAAGGUAUCACGCAGUACUAUGCGUUUGUGGAAGAAAAGCAAAAACUACACUGUCUCAACACUUUGUUCUCCAAAUUGCAAAUCAACCAGGCCAUUAUAUUCUGCAACUCAACCAACCGAGUCGAACUUCUGGCCAAGAAAAUCACGGAUCUGGGCUACUCGUGCUACUACUCUCAUGCUCGCAUGAAACAGCAAGAGAGAAAUAAAGUGUUCCACGAGUUCCGCCAGGGGAAAGUGCGUACUUUGGUAUGCUCGGACUUGCUCACUCGUGGUAUCGACAUUCAAGCCGUGAACGUUGUUAUUAACUUCGAUUUUCCCAAGACAGCAGAAACAUAUUUGCACCGUAUUGGUAGAUCCGGUAGAUUCGGCCACUUGGGUUUGGCCAUCAACCUCAUCAACUGGAACGACCGGUUCAACCUCUACAAAAUCGAGCAAGAGCUAGGCACCGAGAUCGCUGCCAUUCCUGCUCAGAUCGACAAGUCGCUCUACGUGGCAGAAGACAACUCUGCGGUCCCAGUGCCUUUCCCAUUGUCGUCUCUACCAAACACGAUGGCUAAUGUUGCGGGUCAACAAUUGCCUCCUCAACAAACUCAACCGCAAUUCCACGCAAUGCCCCAGCAGUAUCCCCCUCAACAACAACACAGUGGUCAACCGCCUCAAGGUUCCCAUCAGCAACAACUACCACCACAACAACAGCAGCUACUGCUACAACAACAACAGCAACAACAGCAGCAGCAGCACCCGCAAGCGUAUCUUCCCCAACAAUACCCACCUCAACAUUAUCCUCCGCAACAGUAUGCUCCACAGCAGUAUUUCAACGGCGCAUCGCCAAUGAACGCUCCAGCUUCUUUGCAGGGCCAAGCAUCUCCACAGGGCUAUUAG